AUGAGAGAAAAUGAUGCCAAGGCAUUCGUCAGAGUAUGGAAAGUCAUGGAGAUGUGCUACAAGAUCUUGGGCGAAGGGAAGCUUGUCACCCAGCGGGAGUUGUUCUACAAACUACUAUCGGACUCACCCAAGUACUUCAGCUGUCAGCGUCAUGUCAAUCAAACUAUCCAAGAUGUUGUUUCAUUGCUCCGUUGCACAAGGCAGAGUUUAGGAAUCAUGGCAUCAAGUAGAGGGGCUCUGAUUGGACGACUUGUGUUGCAUGAACCGGAGGAAGAACACAUUGAUUGUUCCAUUCUUGGACCUUCUGGGCAUGCCAUUACUGGGGAUCUGAACCAAUUGAGCAGAUUAAAUUUGUCUUCAGAUGCCCGUUAUCUCAUUGUAGUGGAGAAGAGGCUGGCUGAAGACCGCUUAUAUAAUCAGAUUCCAUGUAUCCUCAUCACUGCAAAAGGAUAUCCUGAUAUCGCCACAAGGUUUAUCUUGCAUCGACUGAGCCAGACUUUUCCAAAUAUGCCAAUAUUUGCAUUAGUGGACUGGAACCCUGCGGGGCUCUCUAUACUGUGUACUUACAAAUAUGGAAGCAUAUCAAUGGGCUUGGAAUCAUACAGAUACGCUUGCAAUGUAAAAUGGCUUGGACUAAGAGGAGAUGAUCUGCAACUUAUCCCUCAGAGUGCAUUCCAGGAGUUGAAACCUCGUGAUUUGCAGAUCGCCAAAAGCUUGCUGUCAUCUAAGUUUCUGCAGGACACGCACAGGGCAGAGUUGACGCGGAUGGUCGAGACGGGCACGCGUGCUGAGAUCGAAGCUCUCUACUGCCAUGGAUUUGAUUUCCUGGGGAAGUUCAUCGCCAGGAAGAUUGUGCAGGGUGACUACAUUUGA
Triticum turgidum subsp. durum (durum wheat) is the source of this 873-nucleotide messenger RNA. NCBI's taxonomy places the organism in Eukaryota, Viridiplantae, Streptophyta, Magnoliopsida, Poales, Poaceae. The record is from the annotation of a GenBank genome assembly.